AUGGCGAGGAGCCCUUGUUGUGAAAAGCAGAGGAUGAAAAGAAGAGCUUGGCCUGCCGAAGAAGAUGAAAUCCUCAUCAGCUACGUCAAGAUUCAUGGUGAAGGCAAGUGGAGAAGUGUUGCUCAGAAUGCUGGUUUGAAUAGAUGUGCCAAGAGUUGCAGGCUCAGAUGGUUGAACUACUUGAGACCUGGCAUUAAACGCGGCUACAUCACCAAGGACGAAGAGGAUCUCAUCAUCCUGCUCCACCGCCUUCUUGGCAACCGGUGCGAAAACCUUUGA
Eucalyptus grandis is the source of this 279-nucleotide messenger RNA. Its product is annotated as transcription factor MYB1-like. The record is from RefSeq and is a predicted model, not a curated record. Lineage: Eukaryota; Viridiplantae; Streptophyta; Magnoliopsida; Myrtales; Myrtaceae. Bases 1 to 279 code for a protein of 92 amino acids. The transcript is spliced from 2 exons.